Messenger RNA from Penicillium coprophilum, 1002 nucleotides. RefSeq lists its product as uncharacterized. The coding region runs from base 1 to 1002 and encodes 333 amino acids. The transcript has 3 exons. The record is from RefSeq and is a predicted model, not a curated record. NCBI's taxonomy places the organism in Eukaryota, Fungi, Ascomycota, Eurotiomycetes, Eurotiales, Aspergillaceae.
AUGUCCUCUUCCGAAUAUUCGGCAGUCUUUCUGGCCGAGGAUCGCCGCCAACCAGCAAUUAUUGGCAUGGUCGUCGUGACCACGCUUUCACUGCUUGUCGUUCUUGUUCGCCUGUAUGCUCGGGGAUAUCUGAUCCAUGAACUAGGGUGGGAUGACCUCACAAUCGUGAUUGCACAGUUGGUCAGCUGGAUAGUCUUGGGGCUUUCAAUAAUGGUCAUCCAUUAUGGCUCUGGUCAGCAUCUCGCGGCAUUGAUGAACGACCCAGAAACACUAGUGCACAUGUAUAAGUGGCUUGUUGGGGCUCAACUCGUGUAUAUGUUCAAUUUGUGGUUGUGUCGCGUCUCCGGGAUUGCCUUUUAUGCUCGUCUCAACCAAAUGCCGCGGUUUAUCCUCUAUCUCCGUAUUUCUUUCGCUUUUGUGACGUUUGUGUAUGUGGCGCAGACACUUAUUGUUGCUCUGCAGUGUAUUCCUCUCGCUGCUCUGUGGGGUGGCGCAGAAGGUAAAUGCAUGGGCUCGGUGACUGUUUUUAUUUCGACGUCUGGACUGACUAUAGCCUGUGAUUUGCUUGUCCUGCUGUUACCAAUCAACAUUAUAUUCUCACUAACUUCGAUUCUCCGAAUGGUGUCCAUGAUUGUCGCCCUCCGACACCCGGAGGACGCAACGUGGUAUUUCUCUGUCGUGAUGGUGUGGUCUACCACAGAGACCAGUGCCGCCAUCAUCGCUCUUUCUCUCCCAGCGUUACGAGCUUUGUUCGGGUUCUGGAGUAGAAAGCGAUCGACGAUGAAUCAUAGUGAUUCGGAUCAAACUAGGACGAUUGGCCUUCAGACGAUUUCGAGGUCGGCAAAGCAUCUUAUAUCCGACGAGCAUCAUAUUCAUCAGGCAACAUUUGAUGUAGACUGGGGGACAAAUCGGAGCCAGGAGACGCUUUGGGGUGUCAAGGAUGGGAAGGUUCAAGUCGAGGAUACGGCUCGCGUGGGUGUUGGGAAGCCUUCGUUCCGGUAG